This is a messenger RNA of Tauraco erythrolophus (red-crested turaco), 2374 nucleotides long. The record is from RefSeq and is a predicted model, not a curated record. NCBI's taxonomy places the organism in Eukaryota, Metazoa, Chordata, Aves, Musophagiformes, Musophagidae.
AGCAAUUGUAUGGCUACAGAACAGACGUGAAGCUACUGUGGAACGGACAAGGACCACAAGCACAGUGCGACGUGAUGAUCCAGGAGAAUUCAGAGUUGGACGUCUCAAACAUGAAAGAGUGAAAGUUCCGCGAGGUGAAUCCUUGAUGGAAUGGGCAGAAAAUGUCAUGCAGAUUCAUGCAGACAGAAAAUCUGUUCUAGAGGUUGAGUUUUUAGGGGAGGAAGGAACAGGCCUGGGUCCUACCUUGGAGUUCUAUGCAUUGGUGGCAGCGGAAUUUCAGAGGACAGAUUUGGGAGCUUGGCUUUGUGAUGAUGACUUUCCAGAUGAUGAGUCUCGUCAGGUUGAUAUUGGUGGUGGAUUGAAACCCCCUGGCUACUAUGUACAGAGAUCAUGUGGACUCUUCACAGCACCAUUCCCACAAGAUAGUGAUGAACUUGAAAGAAUAACCAAACUCUUUCAUUUCCUUGGAAUUUUCUUGGCUAAAUGCAUUCAGGACAACAGACUUGUGGAUUUGCCCAUUUCUAAGCCUUUUUUUAAACUCAUGUGUAUGGGGGAUAUUAAAAGUAACAUGAGUAAGUUGAUAUAUGAAUCACGGGGCGACAGAGACUUGCACUGUACUGAAAGUCAGUCGGAGGCUUCUACAGAAGAAGGGCAUGAUUCCUUGUCAGUAGGAAGUCUGGAAGAAGACUCCAAAUCAGAAUUUAUUCUUGAUCCCCCAAAACCUAAACCUCCUGCCUGGUUUAAUGGAAUUUUAACAUGGGAAGACUUUGAAUUAGUAAAUCCACAUAGAGCUAGGUUUCUAAAAGAAAUUAAGGACCUUGCAAUUAAAAGGCGUCAAAUUUUAAGCAACAAAAGUCUGUCAGAAGAUGAAAAGAACACGAAACUACAGGAAUUAAUGCUGAAGAAUCCAUCAGGUUCGGGGCCUCCUCUCAGCAUAGAGGAUUUGGGUCUAAAUUUUCAGUUUUGCCCUUCGUCCAAAGUAUAUGGGUUUACAGCUGUGGAUCUCAAGCCAGGUGGUGAAGAUGAGACUGUAACAAUGGAUAAUGCAGAGGAAUACGUAGAUCUCAUGUUUGACUUCUGCAUGCAUACUGGUAUACAGAAACAGAUGGAGGCAUUCAGAGAUGGCUUCAAUAGAGUCUUCCCAAUGGAGAAGCUGAGUUCCUUCAGCCAUGAAGAAGUUCAGAUGAUUCUUUGUGGAAAUCAAUCACCUUCUUGGGCAGCUGAGGAUAUCAUCAAUUAUACUGAACCUAAACUGGGAUAUACAAGAGACAGCCCUGGAUUCCUUCGAUUUGUGAGAGUCUUGUGUGGUAUGUCUUCGGAUGAAAGGAAGGCUUUUCUCCAGUUCACCACUGGUUGUUCAACGCUCCCACCAGGAGGACUGGCAAACCUACAUCCCCGGCUCACUGUUGUACGCAAGGUUGAUGCUACAGAUGCAAGUUAUCCAUCUGUGAAUACGUGUGUGCAUUACCUAAAGUUGCCUGAGUAUUCUUCUGAGGAGAUUAUGAGAGAGCGCCUGCUAGCUGCUACAAUGGAGAAAGGGUUCCAUCUCAACUGAGCCGCCGACUGCCGGAGGGCACAUGGGAAACUGUUUUUUGAUACUAGCGAAGCCUCUUGUGUUUGUGUGCAAAAAAUAUGAUCUCCACGCUGUGCUCUGAUGAGACUUGCCUUUUUUUUCACCUGUGAGGCUUUAGGAACAUGUGGAAUAAGUUUGUUAGCUGCUAAUGACGAAAUAAAUCCUUGUGACUACACAGCCAGCAAGAAAUUGGCACAGAACACUGUGUGAUGCAUCAAGGGCUUGCACAACUGGAAAUUAAGGUGGUUCUGUUUGACUGUUCCAAAGAACAGAUCAUCAGAUUUUCAGUGUUCACUGAUACAAAUUUCUAACAGUGUAUUUGUGUAAAGUUUGUCAUUUAAUACCUUGUACACUACGGUUGCCAUCACUGAUCCCUGUUUUGCUGGCUUUAAGCUAACUGGUCAGAAACUUGCUUCCUUAAAACUUAGAGUUAAUGGGCAUCUCCAGCUUUUUUUUCUUUCUUAAUGGUGCCUGCACUAUUGGAGUAUUUUAGUGGGUUUUUGCAUAUAAUCAGGCACAACUUUUUUUUUUUUCCUCCUUUCAAGUGGGAAUAUAUUUUGAUUUCUUAAAUGCCCUGCUAUAAAGAUCAAAUCCUUAAGUGUGUUUGUGCAGCUCAACAAUAAAGCUAUUAAAAAACACUGGUUCCUAGUGCAAGGCACACUUAAAGCAAGUUUUACUUUUGGUUGUAUUUUCUUUGUAUAUUAUAAACAUUUAUUUAACUUGUUGCAGUUUGAAGUUUAAAAAAAACCACCCAAUGUGUAAGCUCAACAGUAAUCAUUAAAAUGUUUGCAACAUAUAAAA